Messenger RNA from Lonchura striata (white-rumped munia), 2343 nucleotides. It is a transcript of the gene SH2D4A, whose product is annotated as SH2 domain containing 4A. Gene Ontology annotation, molecular function: phosphatase binding. Lineage: Eukaryota; Metazoa; Chordata; Aves; Passeriformes; Estrildidae. The record is from RefSeq and is a predicted model, not a curated record. Gene Ontology annotation, cellular component: cytoplasm.
AAAAAAAAAAAAAAAAAAAAAAACAAAACAAACGGAAAGAGACAGAAGUAUAAUUGUUCUGGCACGCCUGCAUUCCUACUCCAGUCUCAGACGGGCAGGCACUCUUUCUUGUCGGAGCCAGAAAGAGGAUCUGAUCCCUGAAGAUUAUCGCCACGAACGUGCGUAAGUGAAACCUGCAGCCAUGCUGAAACAGAUAUUAUCAGACAUGUACAUCGAUCCGGAGCUGCUGGCUGAACUCAGCGAGGAGCAGAAGCAGAUCCUUUUCUUCAAGAUGAGGCAGGAACAGAUCAGACGAUGGGAGGAAAGAGAAGCUGCUGCAGAAAAUAUUUCAGCAAAGAAGCCACUGCCAAGAAAAGCCAACAGGAAAUCAGUGACAUGGAAACUCGGCGCUGACAAUGAAGUGUGGGUCUGGGUGAUGGGCGAACAUCCUUCAGAUAAACCCUAUGCGGCCAUCUGUGAAGAGAUCCAGGCACAAAGAACAAAGCGCCUAGUGAGAGAGCAAGGCCAGGAGGGCAGAGAGACUGACUCUUCUGCAACAUGGACUCUACACCCAGAGCCAGGACUUCUGGCCGAGACAGAUCUUCAUGGGAAUAAAAAGAACGCUGUGGAGAAAAAGAAGGAGCAAGGGGGAAGAAUGGCUGAUAUUGAUACAACAGGAAAAAGCCAGGAGCUCACAAAGAGGGGAACCAGAAGUGUUCACCAGAUGCUGGCAGAUUGCCAUGUGAGGAAGCAAAUUUUUCAACAGAUGAAGGAAGCACAGAGGAAAAAUUCAGAAGAGAUCACAGCCCCCCAGAAGUCAAUACCACAGGACCACUCCAGCACAGAGAGCCAGAGAACACUGCAGAAAUUGGAUGAGAAUGAGCCUGAAUGGCAAGAAUUCUUGCAGAAAUCCAAGGCAGCAGAUGAGAAGAGACGCUCCCUUGCACGGCAAGCCAGAGAUGACUACAGGAGGCUUUCACUGCAAGGCAUCCACAGAGGGAAGCAGGCAGAUAUUUCCAAGAGUGCCACAGCAGGAGAUCGGCGACCACUUCAAUAUCCACCUCUCCCCCCCAAGCCUAAACUUCUACCUCCUGCAAUGGCAAAUGGGAGAGCAAUUAGGAAAGAGGGAGUCCAGAGGACAGUCUCUAAUUCCACAGAAGAAAGUAUCAUCAAAUGGUUCAAAGAGGAGCAAUUCCCUCUCCGAGCUGGCUAUCUGAAAACCACAGACACAAUAGCACCUUGGUUCCAUGGUAUCCUAACCUCUAAGAAAGCAGAAGAGCUUCUGAUUAAAACACUACCAGGGAGUUUUCUGAUCCGAGUCAGUGAGAAAAUCAAAGGCUAUGUGCUCUCCUAUCGGUCUGUGGAAGGAUGUAAACAUUUCCUCAUUGAUGCCUCCAGUGAUUCCUACAGCUUCCUUGGAGUGGACCAGCUGCAACAUUCAACGCUGGCUGACCUUGUAGACUAUCACAAGGACGAACCCAUCACUUCCUUGGGGAAGGAGCUGUUGGUUUACCCAUGUGGCCAAGAGGACCAAGAGCCAGAUUACAUCUCUCUCUUUGAGUAAACCUCCCCAUCUCGUUGGGCCAGACUUGUACUUACAAAGAACUUGGAACUAGAGCUGCUGAUACUUACCUGAAAACAUACGUGCCUCUUUUUGUAUCCUUCACAACAAAGCAUUAGGAGGAUAGGUACUGUUGUGUGCUACAGGAUGCAUCAGCCCAGCAAGCUGCAAAGCACCUGAAUACAUCCCAGAAGAUGGAGAGAAUGAGCUGAUGAAGUAAUUAGUUGAUCAGGGAGAUACUGCUGUGGAUUUUCAGUGGGUUUUUGUAGGUUUCCUGGGGGGCUUCUGUAUUCAAGCUGCCUUUUGUUCCUGAAUGCAAGGUUCUCUGGGAAAUAGAUUAGUACCUACAGUUGAAUAAGAUUAUACCUUCCUGAACACAUAAAACAACUUGGAGAGGUGAAUCGAUCUUGAUAUGUAAUUUGCAUAAUGUGAAGCUUAAUUCUAUAAAAUUCUGUGUUCUUGGAAGGAAGGAUGUUCAGCCAAACAUCCAAGCAAACCCUGAGUGCCUUUCAGUGGAAGGUGCUCUCUGUGACAAGAUAUUAGCACACAUGAAGAGUGCAUUUUUUAAACUCCUCUAGCCUCUGAAUAUAGAUCCUCACUCUUUUAACCUGUAUUUAACUCCCACACAGGCCUUUCUGCAUUGAGAGGGAUUAUCCUGUUUGAAAAGGAAAGGAGAUGGGACAGAGUCAUUUGUGUGAAUGACCACAUGCACAGAGCCUAAAAAUGUAAGAAGGAACACCUAUAUCAGUAUUAAUACAGUUUACAGAAGAGUUUUUGCCAGUAAAGAAUGCUGUUUUCCAAAA